Messenger RNA from Leptopilina heterotoma, 4675 nucleotides. It is a transcript of the gene Ube3a, whose product is annotated as ubiquitin-protein ligase E3A. The record is from RefSeq and is a predicted model, not a curated record. Gene Ontology annotation, biological process: protein polyubiquitination. The transcript has 12 exons. Gene Ontology annotation, molecular function: ubiquitin protein ligase activity. Bases 768 to 3380 code for a protein of 870 amino acids. NCBI's taxonomy places the organism in Eukaryota, Metazoa, Arthropoda, Insecta, Hymenoptera, Figitidae.
UUAACAAAUAAUACAAGAAAGAAAAUAAAUUUGUUCUAUUUUUGGAGUGUGUGGGCGUGCGAUAAUUCUCGAGUUUAAGAAUCGAAAAGAUCGAAAAGAGAAGUAGUGCUCGACGACUGUCGAGCGAGACACAAGGCAAAAAGUUAAAGUAAAAAUAAUUAAAAAAAUACACACACACACAACAAUUCAUUGUGUGUUUUAUAUUAAAAUAUAAAGAAUUUAUCGUCCCUUAAAUAUAUUAAAUAAAUGUUUCGGUUUAAUUAAACAAGUCAUUUUAAUCAAAAUCAAUUCGUUCCCCCCUCGCGAGUGUUGGUUGACCUUCCACGAAAAGCGGAAAUUUACGUUUUAACCCGCAAGGAAAAAACAAUAUAUAUUUUCAUAUUUUAACCAAUAAAAAUACAAUAACACAACAUUUUUCUACUUUUAUUCCUUGUACAAAAAAAUAUUACCAAAACGAGUGUAUUCAUCUUUUUGCGACGAUUUUUUGUAACAAUUAAAAUUGAAAGUAAUAUAUAUAGAUAGAGAGAGAGAGAGAGAAGAAAAUAAUAAUAAAGAAGUGUUAAAAGGAAAUUUUUCGGUUUUUCGUUUGCCGUCAUCAUUGACAAGAACGAUUUUUUCCGCGGGUGAAAAGACAAAAGAUUUGUGGUUUUUUUUCAGGGGAGAAAAAAAGAAAAAUACAAAGUUCAUCGUCAGAAUUGUCUUUAGAAAAAAACGAGGAAAAAAAGAAAUAACGAAAGUGUGAUAUUGGAUAAAACGAUUUACAUUCUAUGAACACUAAGGGCCAAGAGGACCCUGGAGAAGAUCUCGCAUCCAGGGUGGGAGCUGAAAGCCCUUGCAGCAAUAUGAAGCGAGCAGCUGCCAAAAAACUCAUUGAGAGAUACUUUUAUCAACUUACUGACGGUUGUGGAAAUCCCCAGUGUGACAAUGAAAAUUGUGUUUCAAGUGGAAAGGUGACAAAUCUCACGCCAAAUCAAGCGGCGGCGCAGGCAAUUCAAUUGUUUUCACAGGAGGCGAGACUUUGCGAUGGCACACAACCGAGUAAAGUGGCGAGGACAACAUUAGAACCAGGUCCAGCGUCAUUGGCAAAAAGUCUCCCAGUGAAAAACGUCAAUCCCACAUGUUCCGUUGAAGCGUUUUCAAAAACAGGAAAAGAGGAACCGUUUUUGACUGAGGGGAAACUGUUGGAGAUUAUUGAGAAAUGUCGAACGGAGGGUUCGUAUUCGUUGUUGAUACGAACAUUGGGCGAGGUUUUCUCGUCGGCCGAAGCUCUUAGCAGGAGUUUUCAGAGGGCUGAGAAAAAUGACUCGCCAUUGGCAGCUCUACUUGACAGGGCGCCAGUAUCAUUGUUAAGGCCACCCAGUGAUUUAAAUAAGGAAGCUGUGCGAUCGCUUCAAGGCGAAGAUAAGGAGGAGGACAGCAGUGAUCCAUCGCCGGCUGUUCUUCAUCCUGACGAUACCAGUGUUGAUCUUCCCGGUGUUCGGAGAGCAUUCACUGCAUUAUGGUCCUUACCGGGUGAUGCUUUCGAAUCAGCUUUAGUACAUGCACUAGUCACACUGGCCGAUAAUAUAGAAUUAGGACUCAGGGUAUUUGGAAUAAUGCCUUAUGACAGUACCGAUAGUUUGUUAAAUGUUUUUCUAAUUGUUUUUGAAAUCCCCGUAUUGGGGACGAGCGAUUAUUUGGAAUUGGCUUUGCAUAUGUUGUGCAAGGCCGCAAGUUGUUUACCAUUACCCGCACAGGCAAAAUUAGCACGAAUUUGGGCUCGACAUUGUAAAUCGAGACUCGAAUGUCUUCUUCAAGCACUUCAACAACUUAUAACUGUCAAGGUUAUUGGCGGUUCUUUUACACGUGAUUAUUGCGUUCAAGACGCUGACACUAUAACGGCACCAACGAAAGUCAUGAAAAUACUCUACUAUGCGAAUAUUUUGGCCGGUGAAAUGGAUCCGCCUGAAUUUUCCCAAGAAGAAGACGGCGAAGUUAUGAGUUCGGAUAAAUCCGGACCAAAAUCAACGACUUCACAAGCAAUUCAGGAUCCCCUUGCGAAAGCUCUUGGAAUUUCAGCACUUGAUGCACGCAAGGCAUUCAUUCCAUUCACAGAUUUUUACAACGAACCUUUAAGUGACGCAGUGGAAAUGGAUAAGGAUUUUGCCUAUUAUAAAAGCGAUCAACCAAUGAAAUUCAGCUUUAUGAAUUAUGCUUUUAUUUUAACGCCAGCGACAAAAACACUUGGCCUCUAUUACGAUAAUCGAAUAAGAAUGUACAGUGAACGACGAAUGAGUUUUCUUCAAACUGUCGUCGGUCAACCCACACAUCCAUAUCUUAGACUAAAGGUGCGACGGGAUCAUUUAAUUGAUGACGCUCUAGUGGAAUUGGAAAUUGUCGCCAUGGAAAAUCCGUCUGAUCUUAAGAAGCAACUCGUUGUGGAAUUCGAGGGUGAACAGGGAGUCGAUGAAGGUGGUGUUUCGAAAGAAUUUUUUCAGCUCGUUGUCGAGGAAAUUUUUAAUCCCGACUACGGAAUGUUUACGACGCAGGAAGACACACAGACGACGUGGUUUAAUUCGACGUCAUUCGAAAGCGAUGCCCAAUUCACGCUCAUUGGAGUUGUGCUCGGUUUGGCGAUUUACAAUAAUGUCAUACUCGAUGUACGUUUUCCAAUGGUGGUUUAUCGUAAAUUGCUGGGGAAGAAGGGAUGCUACGCCGAUUUAGAAGACUGGAGUCCAACAUUAUUUAGAAGUCUUUCAGAAAUUGUAAAUUAUAUUGGAGACGAUAUGUCCGAGACAUUUAUGCAAACCUUCAGAGUUGGCUACAAAGAUGUUUUCGGCUCAGUUCUUUUCCACGAGCUAAAGGACAAGGGAGACGAAAUUUAUGUUUCUCAGGAAAAUAAAAAAGAAUUCGUCGAUCUUUAUGCGGAUUUUCUGCUAAAUAAAUCAGUAGAGAGGCAAUUUAAGGCGUUCCGACGUGGUUUUCAAAUGGUCACUGAUGAAAGUCCACUUGGUUUGCUUUUUAGGCCUGAAGAAAUUGAGCAGCUCGUUUGCGGAAGUAAAAUCUUCGACUUCGCUGAACUCGAGGCGGCAACGGAAUACGAGGGUGGAUAUACGGCCGAAAGUGAAGCGGUGCGAAACUUUUGGCGAGUGGCGCAUUCAUUACCACCAGAGAGUCAACGGAGGCUUUUGCAAUUCACAACCGGAAGCGAUCGAGUACCUGUUGGUGGUUUGUCGAGAUUAAAAAUGGUGAUCGCUCGCCACGGGCCUGAUUCCGAUAGGUUACCGAUAGCGCAUACAUGUUUCAACGUUCUAUUAUUACCAGACUAUGGCACCAUAGAAAAAUUACAAGACAGACUAUUAAAAGCGAUAAAUUACUCAAAAGGUUUCGGAAUGCUGUGAAAUGUGAAAAUCUCAGUCAAUUUUUUUUUUUUUUUUUAUUCUAAAGCGAGGGAAAAAGAAGAAAAUCCGCAAUCCAAUCUUUCAUUUCCUCCCCUUAUUUAUUUUAACAAGAAAAAAAGCAAAAAAACGAAAAAAAAAAUGAACUUUUUAGGAAAAAAAAAAAUAAUUGGUGACUCCCUAAGAAAAAAAAAUGGGUCGUUUAUUGAAUCAGUGAUCAAUUUUGAGAGAUGAUUUCUUAAAUAGUGAAAUUUUCUUUUAACGGGAUUUAAAAAUAAGCUUUUAAAAAACAGUGUACAAAAAAAAUACAAAUCAGUUCAGAUUUUUUUAUUUUAUAUAAAGAGACACGCGAUAUUUUUUUUUGUCGCGUUUCUUCCAAGGGAAAAAAGAUAUAUAUGUAAAUGUAUUUUUGUUGUUUUUUUAAUUAUUUCUUUUGGCGCAAUUUUUUUUGUUUUUUUCAAUGACGAAUGCGUUUGUAAGAUUUUUAUUGUUUUGUUUUUUUUUUUUUUUUUAAAGAAAGACGAGACUGAGCAAGUGGAGUUUAAACCGAGACCCCAAAGAGACACGAGCUGAAUGACUGUGAUGAGAGAGAGAAAGAAAAAAAAGAGAGAAAGAAGGAAAGAAAGAAAGAGAGAAAGAAAAGGGAAAGAAAGAGAAAAAGAAAAAAACAGGAAAGAAAGGAAGAAAAAGAAAUGAAAAAAGAAAGAGGAAAGAAAGAAAAAAGAAAGAGAGAAUGGAAGAGAAAAUGUAAUCGUAUGCCAAGUGAAAUUUUAAAUGUAGAUUGUACAAUGUGAAUGAGAUAUUUAAGAAAAAAAAAAUAAAUCAAGAAACAUUAAAUGUGACUGAAAAAUAAUAGAAUCGAAAAAAAGUGUGUUGAAGAAACAAUUUUUGCUUUCGAUAACCAUGUAUUUUGAAAAUACUUUUUGAAAAUGAAUGAAAGAAAAGUAGAAUUUCUCAACAAACAAAAAAUGAAAAAAAAAAUAAAAGACACUUGAAAAUUUUCACAAUACACAUUUUUCUAAAAAAAAAAUGUAAUUUGAAAAAUUUGUAUAAGCGAGAAAGAUUUGAAAAAUACUUUUUAUUUUUUCUUUUGUAAUUGUAUUGUCGAAUUUAUUUGUUUUAACUCUUAUUCUUUCUUCUUCUUCUUUUUGUUAUUGUCUUUUAUGCUACAAUCAUUCUCGAUUUAAUCGAUCAAGAUAAAUUUGUAUAAAAAAAAAUUUGUAAUUAGCGACUUUUUUAAAAAGACGCAACUUCGAGUUUAUCUUAAUCGUGUGACAAUAAAAGAACUAUUAAAAGAA